AUAUAAUGAACAAUGAUAUGAAUGCUGAAUCGAGUGGUAGUAUCUCGUCGGGUAUAGUUGCCAGUGGUAUAGCUUACAGAGCGAUGGAACUGGAGUUGUCCGAUGAUGGCUCGUCGGUGGUGAGUGACGCUGAAGCGGAACAUCCUGCACAUGGUAAAAGACGCUCGUCGGCAGUGAAGCAACGAAAAGGUUCGGGGAAUAGUGCAUCGCAGCUGUCCCCUUCGUUGGGUGCAGGAAGUGCGUAUCACCACCCUCUUGGCUCACCUCUUUCGUCGUAUCCAGUCAGUAUCAGACAGCAACUCGCAAUCAUCAAACAGGUUGAAUUCAGAUCCAAUCAUAUGCUU
Messenger RNA from Anisakis simplex (herring worm), 344 nucleotides. Lineage: Eukaryota; Metazoa; Nematoda; Chromadorea; Rhabditida; Anisakidae. The record is from the annotation of a GenBank genome assembly.